CUUUUAAUCGACAGAUCGAAGAGUUGUGAAAAAUCAAUAUUUCUCGUACUGUCGUAGCGUACCUCAAACAUACGGUACAUUCCUGUAUUUUCAAUCGAUGUUUCGACUGUUCAGUUCUUUAUAUUGUGUGAUCGUGAUUAUUAUAUUGCUGUAUUGAGGGUUUGCAACAGAAGAGGCAGAGAUGAUAAAAGCAAUUUUGGUUUUUAACAAUCACGGGAAACCAAGAUUGGCGAAAUUCUUUCAGCACUAUAGUGAAGAUGAACAGCAACAAAUAGUCAGAGAAACGUUCCAUCUUGUUUCGAGGAGAGAUGAUAACGUGUGCAGUUUUUUGGAGGGUGGGACUCUUAUCGGAGGUUCAGACUAUCGAUUGAUCUACCGUCAUUACGCUACGUUAUAUUUUGUCUUCUGUGUCGAUUCCUCAGAAAGCGAACUUGGAAUAUUAGAUUUAAUACAGGUUUUUGUGGAGACUUUGGACAGAUGUUUUGAAAAUGUUUGUGAAUUGGACUUGAUCUUUCAUGUGGAUAAGGUCCACUUUAUAUUAUCUGAAAUAGUAAUGGGUGGGAUGGUUUUAGAAACGAAUAUGAAUGAAAUUGUGUCAAGAUAUAUGGAACAAGAUAAGCUAGAAAAAUCAGAGGCUGGAUUAUCAGCAGCACCGGCGAAGGCAGCAGCAGCGAUCAAGAAUAUCGAUUUGCCAACGUUACCAAAAGACUUGAAGAUUCCAAAUAUUGAACUUCCAAAGCUUCCGUCCUUUAGAUAAAAAUUUAUUCAAUUUUUAUGUAGUUAAUAAAUUUCACUGUCUUGUGCUCGUAAAGGUGAUAUUUUUGGACACAAAGUGGCCCUGUGAUUUGUUGGUAGAUGAUACCCAUAGAUGUUGAACUAAGGGUACUCCCGCAAUGUGAGUACCAGGUUAGGGUUAGGCCGUAAUUUGAUUCCGAUUUUCCUUAUUUUAGUUCUAUUACGAGUUCGGGGACUGUCUGUGUUAUUCAACUGAAUAUACCCCCUGUCCAUAAGUUCCAGUCCCUUUACACAACUUAAUGUGAAGUAGACAUUGGUACACUUACUUCUGGAGCGCUGUUUCAUCGUAACUGGUGAGGUUCUGGUCAUUCAAAAUCUGACUGCGAGAAAAUUGAGUCUGUCACUGAGUUAUUUUUAGGAUUAAAAUAAUUUUGUUUUCUAGUAUUAGAUUUCAAAAUGAAACCUAUUGAAUUACAAAUUUGUUUUAUUUCAUUUGUAAUUUUUUUAAAUUUCAGUUUAAACUCUCGCUAUUAGAAUUCUGAAAUUACAAUUUCCUACAACUUUGGCAUGAAAAAUACUGCUACAGUCUGAAAUGAAACCAUACCACACUAGCAAACAGUGUUUUCGAUGUCUAAGAGUUCUUUUUCCGCUUCGCAACCUCAAUUCUAGGUCAUUUUGUGAUUACUUGUAUUUCAUUCUCUUUCAUUAUGUGAAUUGUGUGGCACUUUUAUUCUUGUUACAUUUUUGGGAGGGAAAAUGUUGUUCUUCUUUAUAUUUAUAUGCUGAGAUGUAAACUAUGUUAGGAUUAACUUGUGAAUCCUAUCCAGCUCUUUAUCCUGAAAAAAAUCAUCUUUUGAAUUCUCACAAAGCAUGACUGCUAGGUGAAUAAUAGAAUUUCAGGCCCGGACUCUGCUUUUAAAUCAAAAUUUUGGCUGCAAAACUUUAUGAUAAAUCUGUGUUUUGGUUCCAAUUUUAAAAUUCGGACAAUGAAUGACCAAAACUGAAGAAUACCAACCAAUUUCCUAAUUGCAUUUCAAGUAGGUUUGAUAUAAAACUUUGGUUGUUAUUACCACACAACAUUGUAUUUAUUGAUAGAUGAAUACAUAGCAAUGCAGGAUAUUUGAGAUAAAUGUUGUUUUGAUUGGUUGAAUUUCAAUAGCCAAGUUGCUGAAAUAGAUAAGUUAUUCCAUUGCUUAUGGUAUGCAACAUCAUACACCAAGAAAAGCUAUAAUUACUUGAUUUUAUUUUCGGUAUUUCAUAUUCUAAAAAAUAAUAAUUUAAAGUAUUUAAAAUCGUGAAUUAUUCGGUAUUGGCCAUCCUUGGUUACACCUUUGAAUCUUUUAGGCCAUCGCUUCAAUACUCAAUCUGUCGGAUAAACUAUUCUGUACAAUCAAUUUUGAAUUGAUUCAUUCCUGUUUCAGAUUCUAACAAUGUUAAAAAAAUGUCUCUGGCUCCAAUAACAGCGAAACUUAAUUUACUGCUCUGAGCCUAUCUUAAUGAUAUUUGUUAUUUAUAAAUGUAAUGUUCAUCUUGUUAUAUUUCCAAAUAAUAGGGUAUGAUUAAUAUUUGUUUAAUACUAAAGCCUAAAAACUCAGUCAGUCUUCGAUAUGAGGAUAAAAUUGGCAAGUACUGACUUAACAGCUGCAUAUAUCAAUGUGUAUUUAUUCAUAUUCCCAAUGCUUUAUUCAAAAUAAAUGAACAUUAUAUUGAAACAA
This is a messenger RNA of Styela clava, 2450 nucleotides long. RefSeq names its product AP-3 complex subunit sigma-1-like. The record is from RefSeq and is a predicted model, not a curated record. Gene Ontology annotation, biological process: intracellular protein transport; Golgi to vacuole transport. Lineage: Eukaryota; Metazoa; Chordata; Ascidiacea; Stolidobranchia; Styelidae. Gene Ontology annotation, cellular component: membrane coat; AP-3 adaptor complex.